GCCACAUCAACUGGUCAAAACAAGACGUUGAAUUAUACCAGUCUGAGUUACCAAAGAUGCCUGAUCCCCCAUACUGGCGAGGACUUGCAACACACAUUACGUGACGUCACCAACUAUGCCGUCAUUCCACUCGACUUGCUGUUGGCUCUUCUGUCAUUCAUAAGUAACUUCAUUGUUUUGAUUGCUGUGGUAAAAACACGAACCCUACAGCAUCCUUCGUUGCUUCUGCUUUGCAGUUUGUCAAUAACUGACUUGUUGUGGGCAUCAUCCGCAUUUGCUAAAGGCAUAAAAACGUAUGCAGAUGAAGACUUUUGCCCAGGUCAGAUACUCCUAAAUUUAUAAACUGUUUUAACCUUACUUUGGUAGAUUUUAUUUUAUACCCCUCGGCGGGCGGGAAGGGGAUGAUCCCCAUAUAAGGUCUAAACGUCCCACCCCUUAUUCCCCCUAGGGUCCCUUCCCCCUGUCCUGUCUCACUUAUGAGCGAUCAAUGGGACAGUAGGGACCUUAAGAUCCGAGGACGGCGAGAGCAUAGAAAACGUCGCUGAAAAAGUGAAUUCGUGUUAUUUCAAUCUUCAUCGCGAUUACUCCAACUUACUAACUUUGUGAAAUUUAGGCGACCCCUUCCAAAGUUGAAUUCCUAAGAACCAUAUCCAAGUUCAGGAAGAGAGAGGAAAUUUUCCCGUCGCUUGGGUACUUCCUUGGGUACUACAUCGUGAAAUUAGGCAUUUUGACUUCGUAGUCGUGCAGUGACGGCAAAGAAAUGUACAAAAAAUUCACGUGCAAAAUUGUUGUUUUGCUAAUUAAACCUAUUGCUUUUGUGGCGUUCCCGUUGCCGUUGCUGUCGUCGGAUCUUAAGGUCCUUAUUAAGAUCCGAGGACAGCGGCGGCAACGAGAACGUAAAUUAAAAAAGCAAUAGGCUGAAUAAACAAAACAUCAACAGUUUGCACUUGCGUCACACUUUUUUGUUCAUUUCUGUGCCGUCACUGCACGACUACGACGUGAAGAUACCUGAUUUCACGUUUUAUGGAGGACGUAAAUAAUCGCCCACAUUUGAUAAAGACGGUGGGUUGGAAUAAUCGCGAUGACUCAUAAAAAAGAACGCGAUUUCCUAUCACUCUUUUAGCUACAUUUUCGCCGUCCUCGGAACUUAGGGUCCGUUAUAGCUUGCCCCUGAGUCGAUGACCUUGAGUUUGACGGGAACGGAUUUCCGACAUGAAUUUAACAACACUCGCAAAUUUGAAUUUACAGCUCCGGGAUCUUACGCAGUAAUUCUGGGCGUAGAGCAUGACUAAAACCGAGAAACACUUCAUCUACAAAAGCUCGAAUCAACGUUCUAAAUUUUCUGAAAUAGUCAUAAGUUAAUAGGCAGUAUUCAUUAAUAUGUUUUUAUGGAUGUAUGAAAAAAGAAAUCUGGAAAAAAAAUUAUGUGUCAGGAUAAAACCAUCUGAAAGAUUUUCCUCCUUGUCGUUGCUUCUUUGGUCAUCCUGGGUAUGUUGGCGACCUGGUGGGCGACUCAAACAUACUCAGUAUUGAUAUUUUGCUCUUGUUUUACAGAAUUAUCUGGUAAAUAUUCGAGGGGUUUUUCAUUAUUGUGCUGGGUGUCUACGUUAGGUAACUUGGCGAUUAUCAGCAGAGACCGCUUUCUGCCAUUGAGCAAGCCUUGGUGGUACCGUAAUCACGUGACACGAUCACGUGUUGUGAAGCAAGCAAUUCUGGUCUGGAUAUCGGCUGUGUUAUUGGCCAUAUCUAUAUUCGCCUCAUUUGACUUGGCAGCAACGCCUGCUGUCUUUGCAUAUUACCUUAUAUCUCUUAUUGUUAUUGUUUAUUCUUAUAUUGGAAUUUUCAUCGCAAACAAACGUCAAAGGCGGGCGGUACACCAGCACGGAGCUGAAAUACUCGCUGUUGUAGCACGCGAAAGGAAAUUGGCCAACACAGUUUGA
This is a messenger RNA of Porites evermanni, 1940 nucleotides long. Lineage: Eukaryota; Metazoa; Cnidaria; Anthozoa; Scleractinia; Poritidae. The record is from the annotation of a GenBank genome assembly.